This is a messenger RNA of Spodoptera frugiperda (fall armyworm), 5757 nucleotides long. It is a transcript of the gene ed, whose product is annotated as titin. The transcript is spliced from 11 exons. Gene Ontology annotation, cellular component: cell-cell junction. Gene Ontology annotation, biological process: cell-cell adhesion. Gene Ontology annotation, molecular function: cell adhesion molecule binding. The record is from RefSeq and is a predicted model, not a curated record. Bases 339 to 4097 code for a protein of 1252 amino acids. Lineage: Eukaryota; Metazoa; Arthropoda; Insecta; Lepidoptera; Noctuidae.
UGAUUUGAAAUUUAUUCAGCCUUGGGCUAACCGUCGCCCGCGUACAACGUGCCCAUGCUCGCCAGUAACGGAAAUUUCGCGCCAAAGUUUACAUUGAGGAUUGGAAAAUGAAAUUAUGUUUUGAAGUGCAUCAAGUUUGAAAGUGUUAAAACUGCCUGUUCUAGUCAAUUGGACUGACAAAAGUGUAUCAACCGGCUACUUGGGAGUGUUUACGUGUACUUUGUGUGUGCAAUGCAUAACAGUUAAGUUGGAGUUAAGCACUUAUUAAAAUUGUGCAACAUGGGCGCAUAAGAUUUGUUUGGAGUGUAUAAUUGAUAGAAAGUAUCCGGACUGCCAACAUGGGGACCAAUCGGCUGCUUUCACCAUUUACUUUGCUGCUGAUUUGUACAGUCGGGUGCACGGUGCGAGGUGAUGACGAGCAGCAUGACGCACGGGAAGGUGAUGACGUCACCAUGCAGUGCCGCUUCGCCCUGGAGCCGCUCGCCGGGGAGUCGCUCACCUACUACUGGGUCAGGAGCACAGCCAGCGGGCACGACAAUGUUGCCAUCGGCAACAUACCGCUCGAGACCAAUUACCAAAUUUCGUACGCGCCAACGGAGGGUCGUUUCGACCUGAUGGUGUCGAACGUGUCUUACGAGAGGGACAAUGGUCGGUUCGAGUGUCGCGUGAAGGCUGGAGGGUCGGGGCGCACGCUGCACGCGCAGGGGCACGCGCUCACGGUGCUGACCAGCCCGCGCGCGCCCGUGCUCACGCCUGGCUCGCACGCGCAGUCCCAGGAGGGCAGGGAACUAAACCUCUCCUGCUCUAGCUCAGGCGGCUCGCCCGAGCCUUCCAUCAAGUGGUACCGUGAGGGUUCAACGUAUCCCUUGGACGCGACGAUUGUUCACGCCAAGACUCGGUCGGAGCCGACUGUCGCCACUCUGACCCUCAUGCCGACCAGGGAAGAUGAUGGAGCAGUCUUCCGCUGUGUGGUGUGGAACCGAGCCAUGUCUGAGGGCCAACAACUCGAUGCAUCUGUCGACCUUAGUGUCAAUUAUUUUCCUCGAGUUGAAGUUGCUCCAGAAAAUCCCUUGCGAGUGGAAAUAGAUGGUGUCGCUACUAUGGAAUGUAAAGUCGACGCCAAGCCUAAAGUGACCUCCGUGAAAUGGACUAGGAACGGAAAAUACAUCUCGAACUCAUUCACGCAUACUAUACAAGGAGUUACGGUGCAGGAUGCAGGAAAAUACACAUGUAGUGCUGACAAUGGUUUAGGGCGUCCAGGAGAGAAAGAGAUGUAUCUCGAUGUACUCUUCCCUCCUACUGUCACUGUGGUAUCCAAAACAUAUGAAGCCGAAGAAGGUGGAAAUGUCGAAAUCCGUUGUGAAGUUUCUGCAAAUCCUGAACCUACAUCUAUUGAUUGGACAAUGGAAGGCAAACCCGAUUUUCAUCAGAGUGGCAACACCCUCAGUUUGACAAGAGUGAAUGCAGACAUGGCUGGUACCUAUGUUUGUCGCGCUGUCAAUGUUAUAUCAUCCAGCAACGGGAAACGUACCGAGCGCUCAAACAGUGCCUCUGUGGCUGUGCUGGUGAGACACAAGCCUGGUCGCGCGUACAUCAGCCCUGACCGGCCAGUGGCCCAGGAGGGUGCGGGAGUCACACUUACCUGCAGCGCUAAGCCGCCGGGCUGGCCCGCUCCGCAGUAUCGUUGGUUCCGGGACAUGGACACUAGUCCCGACGUCAAGCCUGCUGUACUAGCAACAGGAAAUCAAUACUCUAUACCCAGUGCACACCUUGGAAGUGAAGGUGUUUACCAUUGUCAAGCUACAAACGAAUUAGGGCACGGUGAACUUGCUUCAGUUACAUUAGAGGUUCAUCAGCCGCCGCGUUUCCAAACUAAAUUACAAACACACAUGACGAAGCGAUCGGGAGAGCAGGACUUCUCCGUCACCUGUAGUGCACUUGGCAAACCACGCCCUAAUAUCAAAUGGUUCAAAGACAACGCUGAAAUUAAAGCCGAUACGAAUUUGUACGAAGUUAAAACUGAUAUAACUGAAAGCAGAAACGCCGUUUACACAGUUCAAAGUACUCUCAAAUUUAACGGCAAAGCAAGACCGAAUACUAAUGACUUAUUGCCCGACGAUCGGGGUAUUUAUUCCUGUGCUUUUGAAAACGAAGUAAAGAAAGUCGAGUCUACGAUGCAUCUUCGAAUAGAACACGAACCUAUUUCAAUUCGGCAGCAGAAUAAAGUUGCUUACGAUGUUAUGGAAAGUGCUGAAAUACUGUGUAGAGUUCAAGCUUACCCAAAGCCAGAAUUCCAGUGGUUCUACGGGUCGAACACAGCUCCACUGCAGAUGUCCUCUGACGGACACUACGAGAUAAACACGACGACAGACAACAACGACUCAUACCGUAGUGUGUUAAAAAUAAAGAUGGUGAAACCGCAAGACUAUGGGGACUAUUAUUGUAAAGUGAAGAACUCACUAGGGAGCAUACGUCCUCAGAUAAGGUUACAGCCGAAAGGCGCCCCGGAGUCACCUCGAGCGUUAGAGAGUCAAAAGGUGGGGCCGACGUACGUGACUUUGAAAUGGGAAGCUGGGUUUGAUGGCGGACUGUCGAGCACGAAGUACUUCGUGCGCUACCGACGCGAGUCGCUGCGGGGCUCGGGAUCCUCGGCCAGCUCCGAGCACUGCGCCUCGGACCGCACUUCUGAGUACGACUGGAUGGAGUACGACUGCGGACGUAUCAACCCUUGCAACGUCACCAGGCUCGACCAACACAACACAUAUUCCUUCAAGGUGAAAGCGGUAAAUACUAAGGGACAGAGCAAUUACUCGAAUGAGAUCACAGUGACAACGAAGGUGGACAAAAUCAAUCCACCGGAGCAAGUGACGUAUGACCCCAGCACGCAGGCGAUAGCAUUCACAGUGACCCCCACUUGCCUAGCCCUAGUGGGUGUCGUCGAAGGACUCGCCAAUAUGGGAGGUACCGCAGGAUGGCAGGUAGUGGAUACUGUGAACCUUCGGCUGUCUGGUGCAGUGGCGACUGUGCAGGAAGCCACAGUCGAGCUGCCCAGUAAAACGACUCGCACGACUGCUCGACACGUCACCGACCCUCCACUCGACGACUUCAACCCUCGCAUACGACUCAAGCUUUGUUUACAAGUCAAUCAAGACGUGUGCAGUGACUACACAGAAGCCGAAAUUGGUACAUCGUACAUCAAGGAGACAUCAGCGCGCACCACGGCCGCCAUUGUAGGAAUAUUCGUCACGACAGUUGUAGUUCUCCUCUUUGUGGGACUAUUGCUAUUGAUCUACCAGUGCAGGCGCAGGCCUAACAAGAAGGACAGGUCCAAAGACUACGAAAUGGACUCAAUGAGACCCGCUAAAGUAACACCACAGAAUCAGGCCCCGCCUCCGUACUAUCCCAGCUCCGGUAUGGAGAAUAAAGCUCUAGAACAUUCCAUGGACAUGGCGCUAUCAAUGGACGACUCCAAAACUGCCGUGUACGCGACCCAAGGCGGCUACUCCUACCAUGUACCACCACAUACACAACCUCAUCCUGGACAAACGAUGCCUAAUUCCGACUGGGUAAACAUGGGCUUCAUAGAAAAUAGCUACACGAACAGUAAUAACGGGGGCAGCGUGAACUCGCAAGACUCGCUGUGGCAGAUGAAGAUGGCGGCGGCCAAUAAUGCGGCGACGUUACCGGCGCACCAGGUGCUCGACCGGCAGAGCAACUACGACUACGACCCCAUCUCUCACGCGGGCUACAGGAACAUUGAUGACUACGCGCAUUAUUCGCACUUGCCCCACGCCAGCCAGCCGCCCGCGCCCAACGACUACGACAUGCGCGCCGCACAGAACCCCUCGCGACAGGAGUACUGCUCCGACCCAUACGCCUCAGUACACAAACCCAAGAAGCGGAUGGAUCAACACAUCGAAUCACCGUACCAUGAGGUGAGUGGUCUGCCGGAGUACGGCAUGCGCGGCGGCGCGGAGGAGGGCGGCGCUGAAGAGAAGCCGCUGCACAUGUCGCUGGGCUACGACGAGUCGCUGGAGUCGGGCUACUCGACGCCCAACUCGCGCGCGCGCCGCGUCAUCCGCGAGAUCAUCGUAUGAACACGGCUGUAAGAUGGCCGACGCGUGUGACGCUCGGCUGCCGACGACCGUGCUCGGGUCGCGUGGGCCCCCGAGUCCGCCCCUGACUUCCGUUUACUUGUUACCCCAUGAACUCUCAUUGUCACCAAGUUCAAGGGCGACGGCUGCGUGAACUCAUAAGUGAAGUUGGUGACAAUACACCAGCGUCCGUGAUGCGCAGCUGUUGCUCUCCAAUGAUAACAAGUUAAGUGUAGCUAGUGCGUGUGAACAAUACAUGUUUUGUGAUAAAGUCGAGUAAAAUAUUUUUAUACAGGGAAGGAAAUGAACUAGAAAUAAGUCGGUGGUGUCGGACUUAGAAACUUCGCGAGUGACGUGGGACUAAAAGUGUUGUUAACUUGUAAAACGGAAACCAAAUUGCCUAAUUAACAGGUGAUUUAAUUUGCCUUCAGUUUGAGCAGUCGCUGUCAUCUUUAUUCAACAGAAAAUUAAUGUUUAAAUUCAGUUCGUUUAUGGGCAAUUUUAGAGAAAAACAACUAAAGUUUGCCUUUUAAACUAGUUGUAAAAGAAAUAUUAUGGUUACUCUCGCAGUAAAUCUGGAUUAACUGUUCUUGUUUCAAUAUUUUUUAUUAUGAUUAGUUAUAAUUCAAGAGGUACUCGUAAACAAUACAAAGGUAUUUAAGAUAAAGAAGUUGCCAUAAAAUCGCUUAGUUCUUAAAUUAAAAUACCUGUCUGUCGCGAUGAACUGGUACAAAAGCGAUAGAAUGUAUUAUGUAAGCUCUUGUUUCUCUUAUAAGUUUUCUUUCAUAUAAAUUUCGGAACUAAGGUUUCGAUCGGAAACGAAUGAUAUGUGAUCUCCAUAGCUCAUAUUUUGUAAAUGUGGUUUAUUAUUGACUUGAUGCAAGUAUGGUGCGAGUGGUGUAAAUAAAUCAUCGAAGUGUAGAAUAGUGAUCAUUAUCGACAUUGUCAAUUGUGAUGCUAGGGUACGAGUAGAUGUAACGCACGUUCGUAGAGUUUACGAGCACUGAAACGAAGGAGCCUUCAUUUGACACGAUAGAGGUCGUCAAACGCUUUACACCCAAUAAACGCUUCGGGUAUUAAUUUUAAUUUCGACAAACAUUUGAUAUUGUAAUACAUCCAGCUUUGUAUCCGAAUAAAAUUAAUAACGAGAUAAGAUAUACAAAUCCAUUAAUAUCUCCCAAGCCACAUUUUACGAGACCUCAUUUUUGAACAAGAAAUUAUGUGCAGAUUUAAAUCUCCAAGCAAUAUUCCAAGCCAAAAUAAUCUUGUCGAAGUCUCAAAUUCCUUGUUACGCGGCCUUAAGCCUUGAUCUGGUAAUGGACAAAAUUUCUGUAUGAAUUGCACUGAUGGGGGAAGAUUACGACUCCCCCGGAACAUUGUUUAGUAACGACCGUAAUUACGUUUUAUUGUAUAUUAAAAUGGUGUUUGUAAAAAUUAUUAACCUUCUACGUGUCUACUUUAAUUUCGUUGGAGUGACACUCAAGUGAUUAGUAUAAUCUGGGGGCACGGCAGUGCCCCCGCCAAGUCGAGCAAAAAAAAAGCGGCACGGCCGUACCAUCCUUUUCUCGAAGCAAUUCGGGCCUUUUUCGACCCCCUAUAAUUCGGUUGUGGAUAAAACAAGAAACCUGAAUCUUCAGUAACUAAUCCGGCAUUGUAUAAACAC